GUGCCCGACCCGGCAUCUCGCAUUUGUUUCCCGAAUCAGCGUCUUUGUGCGCUCUGCGGGCGGAUGAUAUAAUAUCUAUCUGACCCAAACUCUCGGCGCUGGCGUAUCGCGGUGCAGCUCCUGUUUACGUCUUACGCUUCUCCCCUCCACGUCCCGGAUUCCGAGCCUCGCUUCCGCCAUCCCGCCGGCACGCAGUCAGCCCCUGUGGCCCCCUUCCGGCCAUCUAGACCGCUCCUCCAACGCACGUGCAGCGCCGAGUUCGAGGCUGUAUCAACACCGCGUUCGGCAUGAGUUUCGAUCCCAAAACGGAUAUUCCCAAUCUCCAGGGGAAGGUUAUCUUGGUGACUGGCGGCACCGCCGGCGUCGGCGCGCGGUCAGUCGUGCAGCUUGCCCAGAGAAACCCAGCGCACAUCUACUUCACCGGACGGAACACCAAAAGCGCGGAUGCCGUUCUCAAGGAGGCUGCCGCAACGGGCAGCAAAACCCAGCUCCAAUUCCUGCCGUGCGAUCUGACGAGUCUAGCCUCGGUCAAGGCCGCCGCGGAGACGGUGCUGGCCGAGCAGGCGCGGCUUGACGUGGUGCUCGCCAACGCUGGCAUCAUGAACAAGCCCCCCACGUUGACCCAGGAUGGCUACGAGCUGCAAUUUGGCGUCAACUACCUGGGCCACGCUCUGCUGAUCCGCAAGCUGCUGCCGCUGCUGGAGCGGACGGCGGCCGAGCCCGGGGCCGACGUACGCGUCGUCGUGCUGACCAGCACGGGCUUCCGCGGCGCCCCCAACGGCGGCAUCCAGUUCGACCGCGUCAAGACGGUGCAGGAAUUUCCCGUCAUCGGCGGCAUGAUCCGCUACGGCCAGAGCAAGCUGGCCGACGUGCUGCUGGCGCGCGAGCUAGCCCGCCGCUACCCGGCCAUCCUCAGUGUCAGCGUGACCCCAGGCAUCGUCGGCACCGAUCUUGUCAACAACCUGAGCCUCUUCCACCGCAGCGUCGCCAAGCUGUCCGCCUACCUGGGCCAGGGCGGCCUCAUCAAGCCCGAGGACGGCGCCAAGAGCCAGCUGUGGUGCGUCGGCGCCCCGAGGAGCAAGAUCAAGUCGGGCGAGUUCUACGAACCCAUCGGCGUCCUGUCCAAGAUCUCGACCAAGUAUUCAGCAGAUAUGGGCCUCGCCAAGCGCCUGUGGGAAUGGACCGACACCGAGUUGGAGAAGUGGAUGUAAUCAGUCGACCGAGGACGAUUAGUACUAGUACUUAGUAGUUACUUUAAGGGUUAUCAUUGUCGUCGGAUUACUAGUAGCGAAUACCAGAAUCUUGAUUUCAC
This is a messenger RNA of Chaetomium strumarium, 1312 nucleotides long. RefSeq names its product oxidoreductase. Lineage: Eukaryota; Fungi; Ascomycota; Sordariomycetes; Sordariales; Chaetomiaceae. The record is from RefSeq and is a predicted model, not a curated record. The coding region runs from base 288 to 1211 and encodes 307 amino acids. The transcript is spliced from 2 exons.